ACUAUUGUUCGGUUGCCACGUGAAAUUCCCCUUGAUAACAAGCACUUAUCAGCAAAGAGAGCCCAUAUCUAAAACAUACCGUGAAUCUAAAAGGAAAAUGCACAUAAACCUUCCUUUGUGAACUAAAAGUGGAGUCUUAACAUUUAGAAUCUUCCUGGCCAAAAUGGGAAAGAGUGAAGGCGGAAAUCCGAGAGAAAAACGGAGUAGCAAAACUAAAGAUGGCGGAUCGAACGAUGAUUCGAAAACGUCCUACAAGAACUUUGCUUUUCUCUGCCUGAUGGUUCUGCCUCCCCUUUUCUGGCUUACAGCUGUCGGUGGUGAUGUUAUUUCCAAUGUUGGUACUGUACUUAGAAAUCAUUCGAAGAUUCUAUCAGUGAUCGGGCUCACUGUGAUUACAAUCAUUUCGGGAUAUUUCUUCAAACCGCUUAGAAGGGUUUCAAAACUAUUGAUCUUUGCGUUUCUUCUGGCGCUUCUUCUUCCCACUUUUCAAAUAUAUCUAUGCUCUCCUCUGGAAAUCAAGAACGAAAAUAUCGGAACGCAAUACAGCUUGAAAACGACUGCGUCCGAAUUUCUUCAGCAAGUUUGUGAAGAAGUUUGCUUGAACAACUCUAGGAUCCCAUCGUCGUACUCCUUAACCUUGUUUACGCCUCGAGUUUCGCUUCGCGUAAAGUUCAGCCAAAUCGUAGAUUUGAAUAUAACGUCGUCGUCAAUGGUCGGCGAUGAGAAAGUCCCCUUGGCAAAAGUUGUGCUACUGAAGUCAUGGCGAAGCGUGAAAGGGAAAUACUUUGGUCUCCAUAUCAUAACAAGAGUACCAGUGAAGAUUAAAAAAUUUCAAGAAAGCCUGACUGCUAAGAAAGGAAUGCUCUUGUCAGGGAGAGUGGCAAAUAUCCCUUCAGAUCUAAAGAACCUUCGUAGUGAAUUGGAAAAGCAAAGACAUUUUAUACGACCGUUUGUUUUGGAAGUCUUCAGGGCAACACCAAUUGAAGAAUGAACAGUGUAAGGAUUUAAUUAAAACCUUUUCACUACCGAGAUCUCAGUGAUAAUUCUCCUUAGUGUCUGUCAUACAGUUCUUAUGAUAUUAGUGCAAAGAAUCAAGCAUUGAAUCAACUACUAAUCUGCUAGUGAAUAUUUUUCUUGAUUCUCAUCACUUGUCUACUUGAUAUUGUGUUGAUAUUGUAAGGAGAAAUUCUGUCUUGAUCACUCAUGGGAGAUAAAGGUUAAGCCUAAGCUGUGAUGUCACAUGUGAGUUAGUGAAUUCCCAGUUGAUCAGAAAUUUCAUUUUUUUUUCCCUCAAGGAAAUGAAAUGGAAGUGGUUGAGAUAUAGAAGUGGUUGAGAUAUUGAAAAGUGUGCAAUUGCUUGAUUUUUUUUCCUGUGAUCUCAAAACCUGGCUCUAGACUAAAACUUCAACAGCUUGCCUAAAACAGACACCUUAUUUGGCAUGAUAGAUUUCCCGACCAAUAGUUAUUAAAAUUAAUAUUUUAACUCUGGUUUGACUGUUUAAUGUACAAAGUAAAAGUUCUAACGGUGACUUUUAUAUUCAGGAACUUAACAGCUAUUUUAUUCAUUGGAUGAUUUGGUUACAUCAGCUGACUUAGUAAUGUAAACUGACCACUGCAAAGAGUCUCUUAACAGAACUUGACACUAACUUUUCAACUUACUAACCAAGUGGCUAGUGAUAACUGAGAUGUUACAACAAUUUCAGUUUGUUUACUAGCCAAACUGGCUGUUGAAAAUCAAAAACCACAAGCCAAAACUGAAUUUCUACUAGUCCGUGGCUAGAUGGCUACCGCUAUAUCUAUGAAUAAUGAACUAUUGCUUAACUUAACGACUGUAUCUUAAUUUAAAAUCAACAUUAUCAUAUAGAGGUCCUGUCAAAAGCUCAUCAAUUGUUUGCCAUGGGAGCACCAUGUGAGUGCUUUUGUGGUCAGUAAUGUGGUUUACAGGUUUACUGGAUUCAAAGUGUGACCAACUCUUAGCCACUUUGUUUUCAGUAUCUUUUCUUUGCUUGGUUUUUCCUAGUCUCCUUCGCAGCCAUUGUUUGGCUUGUCACGCAAAACUCCCUCCCCCACCAACGGUGGAGACUAGGAUUUUCCUUGACUUUUAAUUUUUUUAUUUUCCCGUAAUAUUCCUGGGCUGGGUUGUUCAGAGCUGGGUUAUAAGACAACCCAGGAUUAGUGUGAAAUCUGUUUCAGAAAAUUCAAUAUAAUUCUUUUAGUCUAGAAUCUUAUUAUGCAAAUUAUCUCAAAAAGGCUUUGAACAAAGGAAUGAAGAAACCAGGAUUAAAAUUUAACCCUGGGUUUGGGCAAAUUGACCUUUGAACAACUUGGCCCAGAUUGUUUCCUUUUAUAGAUCAUUAUUUCCUGAAGACACUGAACCUACAGAGCCUGUCCAUUGUUACAACUUAUUUUAUUUGUUUUAGGACCCAGUUGUUAAAUUUCAUAUUACAGAAUUGAACUCUUUUGCUCUGAGUGUUAGUGCGGCAUUCCCAUUUAUGAUCCCAAUUACAGUUUUGUGUUUAGUA
Molecule: messenger RNA, 2522 nt
Organism: Stylophora pistillata
Lineage: Eukaryota; Metazoa; Cnidaria; Anthozoa; Scleractinia; Pocilloporidae
Source: RefSeq, a predicted model, not a curated record